Messenger RNA from Caenorhabditis elegans, 492 nucleotides. It is a transcript of the gene spp-2, whose product is annotated as Saposin B-type domain-containing protein. The record is from RefSeq and is marked reviewed. Bases 76 to 390 code for a protein of 104 amino acids. The transcript is spliced from 2 exons. Lineage: Eukaryota; Metazoa; Nematoda; Chromadorea; Rhabditida; Rhabditidae.
GAUUCGCUCAACAGUAUAAAAGUUAAGUUGUCGUUGCAUCAAUUUGAACUUCUCUGUUCAAACAGUGUGUAUAGUAUGAAGACUGUACUUGUGCUUGCUGCUGUUGCAGCCGUUGCUCUCUGCGUUGUUCUUCCAAAAGAAAGAAGCUCGUUGGGAUGCCAAAUGUGUGAACUUGCUGUGAAGACUUAUGAUGGAUCUGCGGAUAAGGACGUGACAAGUAUCAAGAAAGAUUUCGACACCGAGUGCAAGAAACUUUUCCACGCGAUUCCAUUUGCUCCACAGGAGUGUGAACAUUAUGUGAACGAGAAGCUGGACCCUAUCAUCAAGGAGCUUGAAAGCGGAACUGCACCAAAGGAUGUGUGCAAGAAACUUGGAGAAUGUCCAAAGUAAUGGAUAUACAAUUAUGUUUUGAUUGAUGUACGAUUAUGUAAUAAAUAUAAUUUUUAUAAUAAAUGAAAUUUUUUCAAUUGGCAAUAAAUAUUUUCAGUAUUA